AUGGCGACAACCUUCAUCAAGCUGGCUCUAUUAUGUCAGUAUCUCACAAUGUUUGACCAUGGUUCACUAUCAUAUCGAAUCAGCAUGGUAAUGCUCAUCGUCACAGCGAUGUGGGGCACUGCAUACUCCGUCAUCGCUUGGUUUCCAUGCAAUCCCGUUUCGGCACAGUGGGAACUGACGAAACCGGCCACGGGCCGAUGGGGAUUCGGGUCGGACGACUUAGGCGUCUACAAAAGAACUUACAUUAGCCAUGUAGCGACUAACAUGGUUCUCGACAUGGUAGUUUGUGGGUUGCCACUACCAUUCGCGUGGGGAAACGGCAUUCGGAAAAGGUCUGUCUAUGGAGUUGUCUCACUUUUCAUUCUAGGUGAUAUUGUUGUUGCUAUUGGGGUCAGUCGUCUCGUGUCAAUCCAGAACACAGAGGCCGGAACCUACCCGCGGGUGGAUCCGUCUUGGUACGCCUGUGUUCCUGCUGUGCUAGCAACGGUUGAGGUCAACCUGGCUACGGUUUGUGCGUCCAUACCUAUUGUCUGGCCAGUUACACAGCGGGCCCUCAGCCGAAUAUGGGUCACGAGAGAGGUUGAAAUUACCUCCGAACCGGGCGAAUACCCUCUCACUGCUGGGGUUAAGCCUUACGACAGUUACUACAUACAAAAGACCUCAGCUUGGUCUAUCACCAGCCAGCAGCACAACGGGAAAGGGAUUUAA
Molecule: messenger RNA, 708 nt
Organism: Colletotrichum siamense
Lineage: Eukaryota; Fungi; Ascomycota; Sordariomycetes; Glomerellales; Glomerellaceae
Exons: 2
Coding region: 1-708 (235 amino acids)
Source: RefSeq, a predicted model, not a curated record